CUUGAAGGGGUCGGUGAUCCCCACGCAGGAUGCGUCUGGACGCCAACGUUCUGCGUUAUCUGUCCAAGACGGACUUCCGAGUCCUUACGGCAGUGGAGAUGGGCAUGAAGAACCAUGAAGUAAGGAGGCAGAUCCCUACAUACACACAACGCAUCCAUUAGUGCACCGCACAAACACACAACUGGUGCGUUAUCCUCUCUCUCCCUCUGUCGUGUGUGUGCCAGGUGGUGCCGGUGCCUUUGAUAGAGUCCAUCGCCAAGGUGAAGCGGGCGGGCAUCUACAAGAUCCUGCAGGAGCUCCUCAAGCACAAGCUGCUCGCACACGACCGCAAGAAAUACGACGGGUUCAAACUCACCUACCUAGGGUCAGUCAGUGAGGGGAGGCAGUAGACAAAUAGAGACAACAAACAGAUCACUCGAGGGAGCUGAGCUCUACUGGUGUUUUGUUUUCCACACAGGUAUGACUUUUUGGCGUUGCGAGCGCUCGUCCAUCGCGGUCACAUUGUGGGUGUCGGCCGGCGUAUAGGUGUCGGGAAGGAGAGCGACAUCCACCUCUGUGUCACUGGUGACGGCACCGUCGUCUGCCUCAAACUCCACAGACUCGGUCAGCUCAGCAGGGGAAAUACACACCACACCCUGCCAACAUGGACAGAGUGUGUGAUCCCUCCCUCCCUCCCCGCCUGCCUGUCUGUGUGUGUGCAGGCCGGGUAUCGUUCCGUUCGAUCAAGCGGAACCGUGACUACCUGCAGUCGCGUCAGUCGGCCAGCUGGAUGUACCUGUCGCGACUGGCGGCCGUCAAGGAGUUCGCCUACAUGAAGGCCCUUCACGACAACGGCUUCCCAGUGCCGCAACCAAUCGACACCAACCGCCACGCCAUCCUCAUGAGCUUUGUCCAGGGAUAUCCUAUGGCCCAGAUACGAGAGCUCCGCCAUCCACAUGCGGUGCUGGAGCGGCUGAUGCAGCUCAUUGUGCGGUUCGCGCAGAGCGGCCUGAUCCAUGGGGACUUCAACGAGUUCAACGUCCUCAUCGACAACGAGGAGAACAUCACUGUCAUCGGUGCGCGCGUCAUGGGACGACAGGCGGGCAGAGGGAGGGAGAGGGAGAGGGAGAGGGAGGCCAGGGGCAACACAAGUGUGUGUGUGGGUGUGUGGGUGUGUCAGAUUUCCCCCAGAUCGUGCCGACGACGCAUCUGAACGCCGAGAUGUACUUUGCGCGUGACGUCGACUGCAUCAAGACGCUCUUCUUCCGCAAGUUUGGCAUACAAGUCGCGGAGGCGCCCACGUAAUGAGCCAACCUACCACCACACACAACACACAACACUUGUGUGUCGCAUUUCCUGUUGCUUGUUGUGACAUCGGUCGGUCAGUUUUCACGAGGUGGUGCCCCCUGAAGAGCUGGAAGAGCUGAGGCGGCUGACCACUCGUGAGGGCCGACGAGGGGUGAUGCAUGCCAACCCGCUGGAGGCCGACGACGAGCAGCUGCUGAGCGACGUGCUGGCGGCCACUCGCCCCGAUGGCGACCAAUCGGACGAGCACUCCCUCUCGUCGAGAGAUCUGAGGGUGAGCGGCAUGACCGCGUGUGGUUCAGUCACUCGAUGUGUGUGACACAUUGAUCGUGUCAGAGCACUGAGGUGGGUGAGGAGCUGCAUCCAGAUGAGGACGGGGAUGGAGAGGAGGAGGACCUCCCAGAGACUGACCACCGGGACAGCGCCUCCCCCACGCCCCCCUUCUUCGACCUCCACACGUGGCAGGGCCAGGACGACCCAAACGACAUCAACAACGAUGGCGAUGAUCAUGAAAACGACAACCAUGACGUCCAUGCGCUAUCAACACGAGACGACGAGACAGGAGGGAAUCGGGGACAAGAGGAGGCUGCAAGCGAAGAGGGUGGUGCGGAUGGUUCAGAGGGCAGCAGCGGUGACGAAGAUGCUGAUGUUGAUGGGCGUGAAUGUGAGGAUAAGCCCGCGAGGAUAUCGGUGUGGCGUCCGACUGCCCGGCGUCACAACGCGGAUCAGUUGCGGUCGCGUGUGCGGCAGAAGGCCAAGCGUGCUGGCAAGGGCAACUACGGCCAGCAGAAGACCAGCGAGAGACGAAAGCUCAAGACGGAGAUGCGGGACUACAUGUGAUGUGAUCAACGGGGUGGGUGAUGGGACUUGCUGACCGUAGUAAGUAGAUCAUGUAUGUAUGUGUCGAUGAGUGAGUGAGUGAGUGCGAGGGAGACGAGACUUCUUGGCAUCCGUGCAUAUACUCAGUCCCAUCAGGG
This is a messenger RNA of Vitrella brassicaformis, 2261 nucleotides long. The record is from the annotation of a GenBank genome assembly. Lineage: Eukaryota; Vitrellaceae.